Molecule: messenger RNA, 1652 nt
Organism: Lottia gigantea (owl limpet)
Lineage: Eukaryota; Metazoa; Mollusca; Gastropoda; Lottiidae
Exons: 13
Coding region: 123-1652 (509 amino acids)
Molecular function (GO): protein binding
Source: RefSeq, a predicted model, not a curated record
AUUUUGUUUUAGAAAAAUGAAAGGAGAUAUAUAUAUAAAACAACAGAGUGAAAAUAUAUAACAUUUUAACCAGAUUGAUGGUAAACUUGUGAAAUAAAUAGCAUUUAGACAAAAAUGUAAACAUGUCUACUACAUCCAAUAAAACAAGCUCCUCAAACAGCUCCCAGUCUACUCAAGUUAAAGAUUUACCAUUCACACCCUCUAGUGGUCUACAAUCAGCAGCCAGUAUUGAUACAGAUACAUCUCAAGAAGAAUCUGUCAAAAUUCCCAAAAAAUCUCCAAUGAAAGGAUUUCAAGAUGAAAUACUGAGAGAAGUUUGUGCUAACAAUGGACUCAAUUUCAAUAAAUUGGAGAAUGGUGAAGGAGAAUCUUUGGGUGUAUUUGAGAUGUUUUUCUCUGGCUAUCCACAGCUAAUUGGUUUAAAGUAUUUUCCUAAUCUACAUACACUCACAGUGAUUGGUCAAACUGUAGAUAAAAUACAAGGUUUAAAUUCUCUGAGUAAAUUAAAAGAACUGUGGCUUUGUGAAUGUGAAAUAAAGAAAAUAGAAAAUCUCUCCCAUUUAAAAACUCUUCAUAAGUUAUAUUUAUAUUCUAAUAAGAUUAAUAAAAUAGAGAAUUUGUCAACAUUAACUCAACUAGAAGUUUUAUGGUUGAAUAAUAAUCAUAUUGAAAACAUUGAGAAUAUAUCUGCAUUAUCAAAGUUAAAAGAGAUUAAUUUAGCUGAAAACAAUAUUAAGCUAAUAGGUCACAGUUUUGAUGCUAAUAUUGGUUUAACAGAAUUAAAUUUAUCAGGAAAUCCAUUGUCUUCAUUAACGGAUCUUACUAAUUUAAUCAGACUUCCAUUUUUAAAAAGUUUAAGUUUUAAAGAUCCACAAUAUCAACCAUGUCCAGUCAGUAUUCUAUGUAAUUAUUCUAUUCAUCUACUAUAUCAUCUACCUACUCUACAACGAUUAGAUACUUACGAUGUAUCUUCUAAACAGCUUGCUGAAUUAGCUGAGAGUACAGUUAAUAAAAAGAAGAUGUAUUAUAACAUGAGAGUAAAAACAAUUCACUGUAAUUUAACAUCUGUUAUAAUCAAACUAGAGAAAUAUAGAGAUUUAUUAUUGGAAUUUCCACAUCAGAAGAUAAUGACUUUAGUUAGUGCAAUAAAAGAGUUAGAAAGAGAAGAAGAAAUACAAGUGUUAUCAGCUGAUGUUAAUAGUGAUACAGAAAGUGAACGAGAUGCCAAGGGAAUCAAAGAAAAUACUGAAGCGAAGUCAACAAAAGCUAUAGUAGAGAAAAUUCAAGUUUUAAAAAAGAGAAGGAAAGAAUGGGAAGAAAAGUGUGCUCAAUUGACAGCUCAUUGUGAAGAUAGUGUUAAAAGAAUUAAAGAACAAUCAGAAAGAUUAAUUAGUAGAUUAACUAUUGAAUUAGAAACUGGUGGUAAUGUAAGAUUUGAAGAUGGUACACCAUCAGAUGUUUGGUUUAGUUCAUGUCACGAUUUAGUCUUAUCACGAUUUUGCUCUGCUGAUUAUCGUGAUCGAGGUAUUAUGGGUAUAAAGAUACAUCGUAUAAUAAGAAUACAUCAUCGUAUGUUACGAACUAAGUUUGAUAAUAAACUCAAUGAUCUGACUGAUGAUAAAACAGUGGAAGAAUUUUCAUCAACAAAGUGA